CUUUCCCUUCUCCCCACUUGAUUCCCCCUGUUUUCAAUUCGCUCAGCGUUUGAAUAUAUUGCUUUCUUAUAAAAUCAAUUUUCUUUCCUUAUUAUAGUGUUUUUUUGUUGUUCCAAUAUUACUAUAAUUAUUAAUUUUUUCCCUCUACACUAUUGUUAGUGUAUUAUGGCUGGUUUGGACUUAAGCUCACCUUCCCACUUCGCCUCCCCUCUCCUCCGCCCCAACCUCCACCUCCACCGCCCCCUCGAUUCCGACGAUGAUUCCACCCCCAACAACCACUUCUCCCCCAACAACAACAACAACAACAACAAUUCAUCCGGGGAGACGGUCGCGCGUCGCCAGCGCGGCCGCCCAGCCGGGUCGAAAAACAAGCCGAAGCCGCCCGUGAUAAUCACGCGCGAGAGCGCCAACACGCUCCGGGCCCACAUCCUGGAGGUGGCCUCCGGCUGCGACGUCUUCGAGGCCGUGGCCGCCUACGCCUCCCGCCGCCAGCGAGGGAUCUGCAUCCUCAGCGGCACCGGCACCGUCACCAACGUCACCCUCCGCCAGCCCGCCGGGACCACCGUCGCCUCCCUCCACGGCUGCUUCGAGAUCCUAUCCCUCUCAGGCUCUUUCCUGCCGCCGCCCGCCCCGCCGGGAGCCACCAGCCUCACGAUAUACCUCGCCGGCGGGCAGGGCCAGGUGGUCGGCGGGAAUGUCGUCGGCGCGCUCAUCGCCUCCGGCCCGGUCAUCAUCAUCGCGGCGUCGUUCACCAACGUGGCGUACGAGCGCCUGCCGCUGGUGGACGAGGAGGAGGGGAUUCAGCAGCCGCCGGCGUCCGCCCAGUUCCCUGAUCCGUCACUAGGCCUGCCUUUCUUUAAUGGGCAGCAGCUACCUAUUGACGGUGCAUGGGCCGGGAACUCUGCCGGCCGGCCGCAGCCGUAUUAGGGUUUAUAAGGUCAGAUGUCAUCAUCAUCUAUGUACAUUUGCUUCCUCCUCAAAUUUGUCCUUCAUUUUCCCUUUAAUUAAUUUAGGUCUUAUUUUCAGAACAAAAAAUUGAGUUGAGAAAUAAGUUUUGGGGUAUA
This is a messenger RNA of Salvia splendens (bonfire salvia), 1064 nucleotides long. Its product is annotated as AT-hook motif nuclear-localized protein 23. The record is from RefSeq and is a predicted model, not a curated record. NCBI's taxonomy places the organism in Eukaryota, Viridiplantae, Streptophyta, Magnoliopsida, Lamiales, Lamiaceae. The transcript has a single exon. Bases 166 to 927 code for a protein of 253 amino acids. Gene Ontology annotation, molecular function: minor groove of adenine-thymine-rich DNA binding; DNA-binding transcription factor activity. Gene Ontology annotation, cellular component: nucleus.